AUGGCGCAUCCGACUAUUAAGAUCGACACCAGCGUCCAGGCGACCAAGCGCGGGCUACCCGAGAAUGACGACGCGGGCCUCGAUAUACUCGGUGCGAAUCAGGACAACCCCAAGCUGGAAGCUGGAAAUACCGAGGAUGUUCCACCGUUUCUAUGUCAAUCUGUCUCGGAGAUCCAUGACAAGUUUGAAGAUCUGGAAUGGAUACAGACCUCACGUUUCACCGAGGGUACACUGUCCAAUGAUGUCUUGCAUCCUUGGGCUAUAGAGGCAGACCCGAAGGUGAAAGAGAGGAACCGGUAUAUUAAUGUCCAGGCCUGGGCAAAUUGUCGGAUCCAUCUGCGGGUGGCCGAGGGCGAGUGUGAUUUUAUCAACGCGUCUCCGAUCAUCCUGGAAGACACGGUGACACGAGAAAGAAGGAAAUACAUAGCGACCCAGGGCCCCAAACUUGGACAUCUCGCGGCCUUCUGGCACAUGGUCUUCCAUGAAAGCCAGGAUGUCGGCGUUAUUGUGAUGCUUACUCAAACUUUUGAGGCCGGCCGGGAAAAGUGCGCUCAAUACUUCCCAUUGGAUACGGAGCAGGCUUCGAUGGUACUAUUGGCGGAUGAGUCGGACGUUCUCUUCGAUGAGAGUGAGCAGACAGAACCCGGUAUCUUGGGUAAGGUUACCUUGUUAGAAUCAACCUUCGACGCUAAAUCACGAUCUGAAAUCCGUAAACUCGAAUUGGCCAUCGGUUCGGAGUCAAAGAUUGUCUGGCAUUUCCUUUUCGCUGGCUGGGCCGAUUACUCCAAACCCGAAGGCAGUGAUCGCCAAGCCCUUCUUAACUUGAUCAAGUUGUCAGCCUCAAAAUCGGGCCCGGAUAACCCGCGAAUCGUGCAUUGCAGCGCAGGAGUUGGUCGGACUGGAACUUUUAUCGCGCUUGACCAUUUGCUGUGCGAGUUAGAGGCAGGGCAUCUGUUGGAUAUGGAACAUCCAGAUGCCGACCCUGUUUUCGACACUGUCGAUCAGAUGCGGCAGCAGCGGAUGAUGAUGGUCUACAACGAGAUGCAGAUGCAGUUUAUCUACGAAGUCCUCCGAGAACAAACAGAUCGGAAGCUGGGCAAGAUUACAGACUGGAACACAGAAUCACCCGACGGCAGCGAAGAACGGUCUGCGAAAAUGGCCAAGCUCAAUGACCAGACAGAUUACCUGCCAACCUCCAAGCCGGAGUUGGAAGCUGUCCAUACUCAUACGCCGACCAGAAGUCGGUCCGCCACACCGGAGCUUUCUGAUCCCGAUAAUUAA
Molecule: messenger RNA, 1281 nt
Organism: Penicillium roqueforti
Lineage: Eukaryota; Fungi; Ascomycota; Eurotiomycetes; Eurotiales; Aspergillaceae
Gene: ptpB
Product: tyrosine protein phosphatase PTP1
Exons: 3
Coding region: 1-1281 (426 amino acids)
Biological process (GO): protein dephosphorylation
Molecular function (GO): protein tyrosine phosphatase activity
Source: RefSeq, a predicted model, not a curated record